Solenopsis invicta (red fire ant) is the source of this 1145-nucleotide messenger RNA. Its product is annotated as acyl-CoA Delta(11) desaturase. The transcript is spliced from 5 exons. Gene Ontology annotation, biological process: unsaturated fatty acid biosynthetic process. Gene Ontology annotation, cellular component: endoplasmic reticulum membrane. Gene Ontology annotation, molecular function: iron ion binding; stearoyl-CoA 9-desaturase activity. The record is from RefSeq and is a predicted model, not a curated record. Bases 1 to 993 code for a protein of 330 amino acids. Lineage: Eukaryota; Metazoa; Arthropoda; Insecta; Hymenoptera; Formicidae.
AUGAAAGAAACCAAAGAAAAUGACAGCAGCACCAGCAAUGAAGUGGAAAAGCGAAAAAUAAAAUGGGCCUCUGUGCUUUAUUACAUUUACCUUCACGUCAUCGGUCUCGCUGGCUUAUACUUUCUGUUCAGCAAAGCAAAAUGGAUGACGGUAUUCUACUUUUCUUUCCUCGUCACAAUCAGUUCUAUAGCAUUAACGGCGGGUGCUCACAGAUUGUAUGCACAUCAAACAUUCGUCGCAACAUCGCAACUCAGACUCUUCAUAAUGCUAGCCCACACAAUGGCAGGCGUGGGUUCCAUAUAUAAUUGGGUGUUUUGGCACCGGGUGCAUCAUAAAUAUUACGGAACCGAGAGAGACCCGUAUAAUCAUAAGAAAGGAUUCUUUUAUUCUCAUGUGAUCAGCAAUCUCUUGUCAACGCCCUCCGAUUUGAAGAAAUAUGCGAAGAAUAUCGAUAUGCGCGAUGUUGACAUGGAUGGAUAUGUUUGGACGCAACAAAAGUUGUACUAUAUACUCUUCAUUGUGUUCGGACUGCUACUGCCUAUCAACCUGCCUAUAAAAUAUUGGGAUGAAACGUUUGUAAAUGCCUUUUUAAUUAUUGGCGCAGCGAGAUUAUUGAUCACCACUAACAUUUCAUGGCUUGUAAACAGUGCCCUGCUGGUCUGGGGCCUAAAGAGAGGGGACAAAUUUCCGGUCGAUGACAAUUCUGUCUUUUUCUUAUCCAAGUCUUACUGGAUGAAUUAUCAUUAUUUACUACCAUGGGACUGGAAAAGUGACGAAUUUGGAACUUACGGAAGGGGUUUUGUCACGUUAGUCAUCAAGAUGUUAUACGAAUUCGGUUUCAUCAAUCAGAUGAAGACCGCUACUUGCAAUGAUGUACGAGAAGCUCUGUAUAAGGUCGCUAUAUCGGAAAAAACGAUGAAUGAAGCUUUAGAAGAAGUAAAAAAGAACGCAGAAGAAGCUGCUUACAGACAGAAGCUGAAAUAUCGCCAUUAAGAAAUUUGCGAAAGAAUAGAUUAAUUAAAAUAAUAUUACGAUUAAUGCAAUUUUAUGUACAUGUGAGAUAUUUUAUAAAUUUUAAUUAAAAACUAAAACUUUUAAAAUUGUAUACAAUAAUAUAUGUAAAACACUUAAUUAAAAUUAAUUAA